CGCUUUCUGCUUUCACUCCACUUCUGGCGUUCUGAGGUUUUAAGAUGCCUGAGCCAGCCAAGUCGGCCCCGGCCCCGAAGAAGGGCUCCAAGAAGGCGGUGACCAAGGCGCAGAAGAAGGACGGCAAGAAGCGCAAGCGCAGCCGCAAGGAGAGCUACUCGGUGUACGUGUACAAGGUGCUGAAGCAGGUGCACCCCGACACCGGCAUCUCGUCCAAGGCCAUGGGCAUCAUGAACUCGUUCGUCAACGACAUCUUCGAGCGCAUUGCGGGCGAGGCGUCGCGCCUGGCGCAUUACAACAAGCGCUCGACCAUCACGUCCCGGGAGAUCCAGACGGCCGUGCGCCUGCUGCUGCCCGGGGAGCUGGCCAAGCACGCCGUGUCCGAGGGCACCAAGGCCGUCACCAAGUACACCAGCUCCAAGUAGACUCGCCAACCCUGAAGGACCACCCUGUCCCCAUCAGUGACCGUCUCCUUGGAAGGGGACAAAGUCACGGCCGUCCCAGGGCUCACAUCGUGGCUGGAGAAGACAGACAAUAAACAAUAGUUAUUACACACAAUUAUAUAGAAUGUGAGAAAGGAAAGGUGGGUCACAUGUGGCAGUGCCUGUCAUUUUAAUAUGUUCACUAAUGAACAUGCUUCAUGUAACCAUAGCUGCUAACACUGGGGUCGCACUUAGCCAAGCACCGUUCUGAAGGUUUGCUCUAUUAACCCAGUUAAUUCCCAAACAAUAAAACUGGAAAGCACACGGGGAAGAAGAACCAGUGAUGAAGAAAAGGGGAGAAAUCAAAGUCCACCAUUGUCCCUCUGGCGUGUUUCGGGGACCUGUCCCUCCUUCUCUGGUUCCACGGUCCGUGUGUUCGUUCGGGUGUGAGCGGCGAGACUAUGUGUGAGCUCACAGAGGGAGGGCCGGGGGAUGCCUCCAGCACGGACCUUAAAUUGGGGGCCUCUUCAAGGGGUUUAAAGCCACACGUGGCCCUUGUCAUUGUUCAAGACCAUGACAUUUGAAGGGGCAGUGAGUCCGUGAAAUGCACUCUCGGAAUAUCAGAGGUCACAUCUUGAGUCAGCAGAGGUGGGCG
Molecule: messenger RNA, 1077 nt
Organism: Acinonyx jubatus (cheetah)
Lineage: Eukaryota; Metazoa; Chordata; Mammalia; Carnivora; Felidae
Product: histone H2B type 1-C/E/F/G/I
Exons: 2
Coding region: 45-425 (126 amino acids)
Cellular component (GO): nucleosome
Molecular function (GO): DNA binding; protein heterodimerization activity; structural constituent of chromatin
Source: RefSeq, a predicted model, not a curated record